Molecule: messenger RNA, 690 nt
Organism: Dictyostelium purpureum
Lineage: Eukaryota; Evosea; Eumycetozoa; Dictyosteliales; Dictyosteliaceae
Exons: 1
Coding region: 1-690 (229 amino acids)
Source: RefSeq, a predicted model, not a curated record
AUGAUACUUAAUCCAUACCUAAUCCCACUUCCUGCAGCCGAACCAGAGGAUGAUCAAUGUUGUCAUUUUAAAAUUAAAAGAUCUAAAAUUGACCUUGCUCCAAUAACAUCUUUAGUUAAAGCACAGGACUUUGCCUUGGUUGAUAAUCUUGAGGAAAUAGUACGAAUAUUUCAAUUGAAAACUACUUUCCUUGGAUGUCCACAUGCCUCCACCAAUUCAAAAAAAUAUGCAUUCAUUCUAUAUUGUAAUGAUAUUUCGAUUACAAUCUGUAAUUCCGACCAUAUCGAUAGCGAAACAGUACGCAAAUAUAUCAAAUACUUUUUAGGUUUUCGAAAUGAUAAACAAGUAUUUGAAUCCCCACAAUCUGGUCCAAAACAUUUUAAGUGUAGAGGUUGCCCUUCUAAAACCGAUGGUUCAAUUAAAAUGCGUGGUCUUAAAGCACCCAUAGAUGAAGGUUUCACUUAUUUUUGUUCAGUAGUAUGCUUUUUUAAAGUUUGUUAUUUUGGUAAAGGUGGUGAUUUUAAUGCAUUAGUAAAUAAAGGUUGCCCAAAACCUGAAAAGAAUAACAAUGUAGAGAUUGAAGAUGAAGGAGAUGAAGAUGAAGAUGAAGAUGAAAAAGAAAAGAAAAAAAAAAAUAAAAAAAAUAAAAAAGAAAUAAAUGUAGCGGUCACCAGAUCAAAAAGUAAAUAA